Molecule: messenger RNA, 822 nt
Organism: Cercopithifilaria johnstoni
Lineage: Eukaryota; Metazoa; Nematoda; Chromadorea; Rhabditida; Onchocercidae
Source: the annotation of a GenBank genome assembly
AUGGAUGAAUGUAGGAUAUACUGUGCAUUGUUUGAAGGGGUGGCAAAACGUAACAGUAACAGUAGUAGUCGUAGCAGUAGCAGCAGUAGUAAUAGUAGCAAUAGUAACAAGAGUAGUAGUAAUAGAAGUAACAGUAGUAAUAGUAGUAGUAGUAGUACUAGUAGUAGUAGUAGCUAUGGUAGUAGUAGCUGUGAUAGUAGUAGCCGUGGUAGUAGUAGCCGUGGUAAUAGUAACUGUGAUAGUAGUAGCUGUGGUAGUAGUAGCUGCGAUAGUAGUAGCUGUGAUAGUAGCUGUGGUAUCAGUAGCUGUGAUAGUAGCUGUGGUAUCAGUAGCUAUGGUAGUAGCUGUAGUAGCAGUAGCAAUGGAAGUAAUAGUAGUAGCAGUAGCAGUAGUAGAAGUGGUAGUAGUAGUAGCAGUAGCAGUAGUAGUAAUAUAGUUAUUAGUAGUGUUAGUGGUAGUAGUAGUAGUAGCAGUAGUAGUAGUAGCAGUAGUAGUAGUAGCAGUAAUAGUAGUAGUAAUAAGAGCAGUAGUAGCAGUUAUCGCCGUAGUCGUCGGCCUGCGCCAUUGUCGCCUCCAUUGUCACUGGACAAAGGGAGUAAAGGGGAGUCGUUACUAAUCUCAAGUACCGUUUGCCGUUCUGGAACCACCCAUUCACAUGUCCAAAGUACCGCCCAUUCAACCUCGUCUGCUAUCCAUUCCAUAGCAAACCUCUCAUUCGUGUGCAGUGUCGUCGGGGUGGAUGGUGGUGGUGAUGGUGUGGAGACGGCAGCAGCAGCAGCGGCGGCGGCGGUGGAGAUGGAGGUUUUCUGUCUUCUGCUGUGA